UUGGAGUAGGAAGCAACACUGACUAGAGUACUUUUGUGUGUUUUUGUGAUAAUUUAUUAAAAAAAGGACGCUGUUAUGUAAUGAAAGUGGUGGUUUUGUUACUUCGUGUUAACAUAAAAACAAUGACUUUAAUAAAUUAUGUGUGUUAUUGUAAAUAUAGUUUAGUAAUAUUCGCAACAGUGGCUUCUAUUUUGACAUACACACAAGGUCAUGUGCUGGAGUUUACAGUGGAACCGACGGACACAGUUGUGGAAUCGGGGCAAUCGGCCGUUUUGGACUGUGUCAUUAAAUCGUCUCAUCCUGCGAGCGUUUUGAUCCAAUGGCUGGAUCAAGACCGACAAAAACUGACGUAUUUAGGUGAUCUAUACAGGUCUCAACUUACAAACGGUUCAUUGUAUAUAAAUAGCGUGUUAGAAGAACAAAGAUUAACAGGGACUUACCAAUGCAUGGCUUCGUUGCCGAACGUCGGCUCCAUUGUGAGCAAAACAGCCAAGCUGAAUGUAGCCAGUAUUUCCGACUUUGUGGAGGAGCCUCGCGACCUCCGCGUGUACGAGGGACAAAGGGCUCAUUUCGCGUGUCACGUGGUGGCGUCGCCGCCCGCCAAAAUCCGCUGGCUGAAAGACGAAAGACCUCUCCAAAUCGAUGAAUUACGAAUGACUUUGCUUCCUUCCGGAGCGCUGGAAAUCGACGAAGUUACAGAGUCGGAUCAGGGCUCCUAUAGGUGUAAUGCCACAGGCUUGAAUUUGUAUAAACUAAGCAAUAAGGCCACUUUGGUGGUGAGUGGGGAGCGGGAAGAGGCCCAUUUCGUGUCCCCAACGUUCAUCGCAAGGCCCAAGUCAGCUGUGGUCGUUGAAGGGCAGAAUGUGUCGCUCGACUGUGCCGCUAAUGGAUAUCCACAUCCGACUAUAACAUGGCUGAAAGAUGGGUCGACCAUCGAUAUGACUUUUCUGGAUAGUAGGUUUAGUAAAGUCGGUUCAACGAGUUCCUUACGAAUUACUAAUAUUAAAGAAGAGGAUGCCGGGACUUAUCAAUGUCGAGCCGCGAAUCGCGAAGAUAGUUUAGAUGCAUCCGCCACAAUUCAGGUUCAAGUGCCUCCUAGGUUUAGGAAAAAACCCCAAGACAAAAUAGAAAAUGCAAAUAAAGACAUUGAAUUAGAGUGUAGCGUUUACGGUAAUCCUGAACCCAAAAUCAGUUGGUUCAAGGACGGGGAAGCUAUCAUUUCGAACGACUAUUAUCAAAUAGUCAACGGUCAUAAUUUAAAAAUAAUGGGAUUAAUGCCUUCCGAUUCAGGUAUUUUCCAAUGUUUUGCCUCAAAUCCCGCCGGGAAUAUCCAAGCAGCGGCUAGCCUGAAAGUGAUAAAUCCAGGCCCGAAAAAGCCCAAACCUGGACGUAAAAAAUCGAAAAAAAACCGCGACAAUCCCAUCGAUCAAAUGCAAUCCUUUACUCUAUUCUCCCACUUGAAACCUGACAGUUCCGCUCGACUUGGCGACGUAGAUUUCGGUCAUUUUGCACGCCGUAAAAAUUUCUUGCAAGACUCAUCUGCUUCAACUCAGACGAUUUACGAUCCUCAAAGAGCUUUUUCCUCGUUGAAAAGUAGCGAAUCUUACGAUAAUAUUAACUUGGGUGAUACUCAACAUGCUUUUUUCCCUCCCUCUUCCACAUCUAUUACAGCUGAAAGCUCAGUUGCGAAAACAACCGAGGGAUUCCCGGGACCUCCGCAGGACCUUAAAGCCCCCAUUGUCAAAGCGAGAUUUGUCACCUUGAGCUGGAAGGCCCCACUGGUAAACAACGACAAUAUACACACUUAUACGGUGUACUAUAGACAAGAAGGCAGCGAAAGAUGGCGAGUGCAAAAUACGAGCAGGUCUCGACUUGAAGAAAUCAACAUUGCAGGGCUUACGCCUAGUAAAGUGUAUCACUUUAGAGUGGUGGCGAUUAAUUCAGUGGGGGCUGGAGUGUCGUCAGAAAGUUUGACAGUUACGACACAAUCAGAGGAACACGUAGCAAGUGCCCCAACACACUUUGUGGUUUAUGCGACAAGUCCGCGGACAAUUUAUUUGAGUUGGAGGCCCCCAGAGACCCCCAAUGGCAAUAUUUUGAGAUACAUGGUGUACUACAUGGAGACGAGUUCUUCGAUUGAACAUAAUAUUGAUACAAUUGAGUUGAAGUACCAUUUAGUGGGUUUGUCCAUUUAUACCGAGUAUAGUGUAUGGGUAGUUGCUGUAAAUGAGAAUGGACCAGGGGCGGCAACUGAAGAAAAAAUUGUGCGAACAUUAAGUGCGUCACCCUCAGAACCACCUUCUAAUAUCACUUUAGAACCCACAAGCACGACUGUUAUAGUUCGGUGGGAACCACCACCACCCGAGUACCAAAACGGGGUUAUAACCGGUUACAAGUUAAAAUAUCGCAAACAGGGUAAAAAAGGUGUGACUGUAACCACUUCAGCCAACGAACGAUUUUACGUUUUGAAUGAUUUGGAACGAGGUGCCGAGUACCAAGUCAAAUUAUGGGCGAUCAAUGUCAAUGGUACCAGUCCACCAUCAGAAUGGAUUACCGUAGAAACGUACAAAAACGAUUUGGAUGAAACUAGAGUACCUGAUUCACCUGGGCCUUUAAGAGUACGACCAACUUCGAAUAAAUUAUACGUCUUGUGGACCCCACCAACAAAUCAGAAUAUUCGGGUCCGAAAUUAUGUUCUAGGAUGGGGCAAAGGUAUCCCUGACAUGUAUACUCAAGAAUUAGACGAAAAGACUCGCAGUUACGUUAUUGAUAAACUCGAGGCGAAUUCCGAGUACGUUUUGAGUUUAAGGGCUGCAAAUCAGAUGGGGCCCGGACCUCCGGUUUAUACAACUGUGCGAACUCAAGAUGAGCCCCCGCCAGAACCAUCGCCCCCUUUGAUCCCACCAGUGGGGCUCAAAGCGCAGAUUUUGAGUGCCACAUCGGUCGUACUCUAUUGGACAGACACCACACUUAGUAAAAGUCAGUUUGUGCGAGACAAUCGCUACUACGUGGUAAAAUACACUGCUGAAAGAACGAUGCGAACUCGCACCGUGAACGUGACAGACCUCAAUGUAAUGAUCGAUGACCUCAAACCAAACACGCUUUAUGAGUUUGCGGUGAAACUCGUUAAAGGUCGCAAGGAGAGUCCCUGGAGCAUGGUUGUGCAGAAUGCGACAUGGGAAUUGGCCCCGAAUGCGUCCCCGAGGGACUUGGAUGUGCAUUUAAAAGAGGACGAACCGCAAUUGGUGGAAUUGACAUGGCAACCCCCUAAAAUAACCAGCGGUCGAAUAACAGGUUAUGUGAUCUUAUACACGGAUAAUAAAACAAAAAGCGAUCGCGAAUGGCUGGCACAAGCAACCAAGGGUGACAAGCAUUCAGCCGUGUUGGGCGACCUUAAGCCUAACACCGAAUAUUAUUUCAAAGUUCAAGCACGGAAUAGUAAAGGUUAUGGACCUUUUUCUAACGUUGUCAUUUUCACAACGGGGUCAAAUGUUGGUACUUUGGUAAACAGUUCGCGGCAACAUUUAGACGGGAAAGGAAUUUUUUCCGGUACUGUUAUCAUAUACUUCCUCAUCGGAGGUUGUAUCAUCGCUGUUACGACGAUAGGUGUCGUAACAAUCGUUUUGUGUUGUCGGAGAAGAGACGCAACUGCAUCUCCGGAUAGAAGUAAAAAAGGUUACCAGAAAGGUAACCAAAGUGUCAAACCACCGGAUUUGUGGAUCCAUCAUGAUCAAAUGGAGUUGAAAGCUAUGGAAAAAAGUCAGUCGAAUCAUGAUGGUGCUAGUAGUAGUGGCGCAAUGACUUUACCGCGAAGUGUGGGAGGUAACGAUUAUGACCCCCACGAAACUGGUAUACACACAAAUUCGUUAGAUCAACGCACUUAUGUUCCUAACUAUAUGGGUGUUUCCCCUGAUGAUAAAAUCAAACGACCAAUCAGAUCUAAGCCAAUUAUAACGUUACCAGUGGUCUCCACACCGCCGAGAGAACCAAUAGCAACCCCAAUUAAUACCACAUCUCUAAGCCAAUCGAGCACAGACUCGACGCCUUCAAGUCGGCCUUCAUACCCCCGUACUCAAUACAACAUGGCACGAGCCCAUGUGACUGUAGAUCCGUUAUCAAACCCCGAAAAUCCUUACGCCUUGCAUCCUUCAAGCUGGACCGAAUCCAACAUUAGUCAAGUGCCUCCGAUGGGGGCCCACGUCCCUUCCACGUACGCCCCCGGUCUGGGCGUCCUCGCCGAGUCCCAGGGGUGCAAACGCGUUCCGGCUCAAAAUCAUCCCUUGAAGAGUUUCACAGUGCCGGCUCCGCCCCCCAUUUCGGCCCCUGGGACGCCCCAGCCGAAACACAUAGUGAGGCCCAACUCGUCGCCAUACAAGAAGCCGCCGACGAGCAGUUCGAGUACUUUGGCGAGUACGCCGCCCUCUAGGAUAAAUCCGACGAAUCCGCCCCCACAUACCGCUGAAGAAGUACAAAGACUGCAGCCGUCACACUCCACCGAGGAACUGAAUCAGGAAAUGGCGAAUUUGGAAGGACUCAUGCUCACACUUAGCACAAUCACAGCGAAUCAGUUCGAAUGUUAAAGUGAGAGACGGACGAUGUUAGGCAGCUUUAGUUUAUUUAUUUCGUGAUUUUUGGUUGAUAUUAGUGGCGCGAAUGGGACUUGGGACUUUUUUGUUAGUUAUACAGAUCUCAACGUAAUUUUUAAAUCGCCAAUCGGUACAAAUUGGCAAGGCCUACUUUUAUAUGCCAUAAAUAGACUUAAGUGAAUUUUGUACGGCCAUUUUAUACUUCUAAUGACGACUCAAAACUAGUUCAUUUUUUAGUUGUUAAUGUGAUACGACAGGUCCACGAUUCAGUAUUCUUGCCUCGAUUUGGUGGUGAUCCGAAUUGGCCCUCAAAUAAACGAUCACCAAAUCAACGAUUUUAUUUAAAUAUUUUUCUAAACGUUCUAGAAGAGUACAAUCAAUUGAUAUUUAAAUAAAAUGGUGAUAGCCAUGCUUGUAUAUACUACCUGUAAAAAGUUCUGUAUUUAUUAAAUAAAUCGAUUUUUACAUUUUGUAUUAUUGUACAUAAAAACGUAAAAUAUAUUUAAAUUUUUUACAUUAGUACUAAAUGUAAUUUACAUAAUCUGCUACGAUGCUUUAAUCUGAGUCCAUGACAUGGAGAAGCGUACUUUUCGCCAUGUUUAUACAGUAUUUUUUUUUGUUUUGUUUAGAAUUGUACCUUCUAUGAAACGAUUCAGUGUUGUUUUUUUUUCAUAAUGUACGUAAUAAUGUGAUGUGUGAGAUUAAUUGGCUACUUGCAGGCAUGUUUCAAUUUCACUUGCCUUAUAAAUUGUUAAUGUAACAUAUUUUACGAAUCUUUUUUACUGUAGUAGUAGUUAGCUACUUACUAUUACAAUUUAUGUGACUGAUAUUAAAAUAUAAGGAUAUAUAUCGAA
Messenger RNA from Tribolium madens (black flour beetle), 5440 nucleotides. RefSeq names its product neogenin (gene fra). Gene Ontology annotation, cellular component: membrane. The coding region runs from base 81 to 4580 and encodes 1499 amino acids. The transcript is spliced from 22 exons. NCBI's taxonomy places the organism in Eukaryota, Metazoa, Arthropoda, Insecta, Coleoptera, Tenebrionidae. Gene Ontology annotation, molecular function: protein binding. Gene Ontology annotation, biological process: cell-cell adhesion. The record is from RefSeq and is a predicted model, not a curated record.